Fukomys damarensis (Damara mole-rat) is the source of this 2850-nucleotide messenger RNA. RefSeq names its product tuftelin 1 (gene Tuft1). Gene Ontology annotation, biological process: intracellular signal transduction. The record is from RefSeq and is a predicted model, not a curated record. The transcript is spliced from 13 exons. Gene Ontology annotation, cellular component: I band; intracellular anatomical structure. The coding region runs from base 91 to 1263 and encodes 390 amino acids. NCBI's taxonomy places the organism in Eukaryota, Metazoa, Chordata, Mammalia, Rodentia, Bathyergidae.
GUUACCCGCUUAGUAGGAGCCGGACUGCCCGGCGGACUGGUGGGCUGUGUGUUGCACGCUGCGAUCCCGGGGGAAGCUCCCGGCGGGAAGAUGAACGGGACGCGGAACUGGUGUAGUCUGGUGGACGUGCACCCGGAGGGUCAAGCCACGGGCAGCGUGGACGUCCUCAGGCUGACUCUCCAGCACGAACUGACAGGAGAGGAACUUGAGCGCGUAGCCCAGAAGGCGGGCAGGAAGACCUACGCCAUGGUGUCCGGCCGCUCGGCUGGUCAUUCUCUGGCCUCAGAGCUGGUGGAGUCCACUGACGGACGCGAGGAGAUCAUCAAGGUGUACUUGAAGGGGAGGUCAGGAGACAAGAUGAUCCAUGAGAAGAAUAUCAACCAGCUCAAGAGUGAGGUCCAGUACAUCCAGGAGGCCAGGAGCUGCCUGCAGAAGCUCCGGGAAGAUAUAAGCAACGAGCUGGACAGGGAUCCAGCAGGCUCUCUCCAUCGGCAGGAGCUCCAGGUGGUGCUGGAAAAGCCAAAUGGCUUUAGUGAGGGUCCUGUGACCCUGUACAGCAGGCCCCCUGAGGUAGAGACCUUUAUCCAUGACGACGUUGAGAGCUUGAGAAAAACGGUGUGGGACCUGCUUGCCAAGCUUCAGGAGGCCGAGCGACGGCACCAGUCGGACCGUGCGGCUUUUGAGGUCACACUGAGCCGCUACCAGCAGGAAACGGAACAGAGUAAUGUGGCCCUUCAGAGAGAGGAGGACCGAGUGGGGCAGAAGGAGGCAGAAGUCGGGGAGCUGCAGAGGCGCCUGCGGGGCAUGGAGACGGAGCAUCAAGCCCUGCUGGAGAAGGUCAGACAGGGGGAGACGGCCCUGGAGGAGCUCCGGAGCAAGAGCGCUGACUGCCAAGCUGAGCGAGAAAAGGCUGCUGCCCUGGAGAAGGAAGUGGCCGGGCUGCGUGAGAAGAUCCACCACCUGUAUGACAUGCUCAAGAGCCAGCAGCGGAAAGUCCGGCAGAUGAUAGAGCAGCUCCAGAAUUCGAAAGCUGUGAUCCAGACCAAGGAUGCCACCAUCCAGGAGCUCAAGGAGAAGAUCGCCUACCUGGAGGCAGAGAAUUUGGAGAUGCAUGACCGGAUGGAGCACCUGAUAGAGAAACAGAUCCGUUACGGCCACUUCAGCACUCAGACCCAGGCCAAGACAGAGAACCUGGGCAGUGUCAGGAUAUCCAAGCCCCCCAGCCCCAGGCCCAUGCCUCUCAUCCGAGUGGUGGAGACCUGAGCACGAGGAGCCGGCCAAGCACAUGGACACGGCUGGUGCUGCCGCCUCCCGCCUGUGAGAAGCCCACCACCGCGGGACGUCAACCCUGACUUUCACUCCGGAUGGCUCCCUGGCUGCGCCUAGGGCUGGGGCACUUGUGUGUCCCGCCAGUCCCUCGCUCCUGUCCUCUGUUUGCUGGGCAGACGGAGCAUGAGCGCCUCGUCUGGACACUGCAGCCCUUCGGGACUGGGCACUGUCUCCUUCCCAUAGUCACGUUUUCUGUGUAGCAGAGCCUUCCUCUGUUGUCUACUGGAAUCCAGCUGUCCCAGAAGCCAGGCCCUCGUGUGGUCGGGAGAAGGGUCAAGAUCUGUCUCAGCCCGAGAGGCGGCACCGAUGUCCGGAGGGGUUGGCUGGCGUGUGUCCUGGGUGUGGAAUUCCUUCUGCAAACAGCUCGGCUCUCAGCAGCCCGCUCCCCCUUGGCCGUGCUGACGGUCAGCGGGGUGGCCUGGCCAGGCCUGGCCAGAGCCAGGACACUAAGCCAACUUAGAGCCUUGUCUUCCCGGGACAGGGAGUGUGUGUUCGGGUGUAGCUUUUAGCAGGCCGAUUCUCUGCAGCUGUGGACAGUUAGGUGUGACUUCUCUCUGCUGUGAAAAGUCCCACAAUCUCCUAGGGCUCCCCCUAAAGUGCCCCGCAAGGCGCACCUCAGUCAUCUGACCCAGACUGUAAAGCUAUGUUAUUAGGGAGCACAUCACUCCCAGCAAAACUUCCAUUGUAUUUAUUUUGCUAAGUUAUUGGUGUUUUUGCUUAUAUCUCAUAAUCUGUUUCAUACCAGAGUUUGACGGUCUUUUCUUGUGGUACAUAGAUUUGCUGGAAACUGAGAAAAACAUUUCCAUCGGGGAAAAACAUCCCUUUUUCUAUCAGAUGACGUUGUGAUAGAUCUGCUGUCUUCCUUCCAACCCCUGGCCUGCCCUUCCUCCAGACCCUGCACCUUGGGAAGGCGAGGACACUUUCUUUGAGGCGUUGGGCUCUAGGUGUGCAUUGUUUGGGGAACACAGUGAUCAGGACUCUGUAGGGAAUGGGUAUGUUCUCCUAACUAAAUCCUCUCCAUCCCUCUCCUCCAUAGUUGGUCUUUUUAUUUUAUUUUAUUUUAAUCUUUUUGAAACAGCAUCUUGCAGCAUUGUCCAGGCUGGCCUUGAACUCUUGACCCUCCUUCCUCAGCCUCUCCGGAAGCUGGGAUACCAGGCGUGUGCACGGCACCUGGAUGCCAGAUUGGUCUUUAGCAUGGCUCUGAGUAGCCUGCAGCUCCUCCUGUUGUCUUCAGCCUUAAGAAGUAUGCAGGCAUCGGAGUGUGGCGCUAUAGGAAGCAGCGGUGAAUGUGGGCUCCGUCUUCGGCUGAACCAAUUGGCUGACGACCGGAAGCCAGAAGUCUGUGUUUCUGUGGGUCAGGACUGGGCUCCCUCUCUGGCUUUGUGCGAAAUGGUGUCCUGGGACUUUGGGCAGACGCCUUGUUUGUGAAAUUAAAGUGUUGGCCAGAUCGUCUCCGUGUCCCUUCAAGUUCUUGUAUUUUGUUUCUGUGGCAUAUUCUUUGUAUGGUGAAUUGAAUGCAUU